Messenger RNA from Papaver somniferum (opium poppy), 1668 nucleotides. Its product is annotated as F-box/kelch-repeat protein At3g06240-like. The transcript has 2 exons. Bases 195 to 1361 code for a protein of 388 amino acids. Lineage: Eukaryota; Viridiplantae; Streptophyta; Magnoliopsida; Ranunculales; Papaveraceae. Gene Ontology annotation, molecular function: protein binding. The record is from RefSeq and is a predicted model, not a curated record.
ACAUAUCAAAUAAAAUAAAAAGUUCGAACCAGAAAAAGAGAAAAUGGGUGAGAAUAAUAUGAUGAUUCUGAUCAGAAAUUGUAUCACUAAUUCAACCCACGCUUAACUCUUAAGCUUCUUGGUGUUUGCCAAUUUACCAUAGAAGACUCGAGUAAACGCGCUUUUCAAGAAGAAAUCGGAGAGUAUUAAUAACAAUGUCAAGCAUUCCGGAAGAAAUCUACUUGGAAAUCCUAUUAAGGGUACCAGUGCAAACAACAUUUGUCUGUAAGUGUGUAUGCAAAUCUUGGUUAGCCCUAAUUUCUAGCAUCGAUUUUGUUAAAAGGCGCCUUAACAUUACUAUCCAGAUAAACAACCCUAAAAUCAUGCUUAAAUAUCAUAAGCUGGUUCCCAAAUCUGCUGUUAUAUACUCUGCAAAUUAUGAUUCGUUAUCAUCUUCCAUGAAUGAGUUUGUAGACGAUGCUGUUGAAAUGGAUUACCCAAUGGGGUUUUGGAAACCAAUCGGUACUUGUGAUGGUUUGGUUUGCUGUAUAUCUUUUGAAUUAUCUUUUGAAGGUUGUAUUAGGGAUGUUAUUUUUCUUUGGAACCCAACAACACAAGAGUACAAGGAAUUACCUGUAUCACCAAAUGAUUCUUCAGAUAGUAAAGAGGUUGCAAUUUGUGGUUUUGGUUAUGAUAGUAAGAUUGACGAUUACAAAGUAGUUAAACUUUUACAGUAUAGGGAGGAUUUUCAAGUCGACAGGACCGAUCCAAGUCAUGGAAUGUCUUCAGUAGAUGUUUAUACUAUGGGUUCGAAUUCAUGGAAAAGCAUUGGAUCCGUCCCUUAUACUUUUCCCAUUUGUUGUCGAUCCGGGGCGCUUGUUAAUGGAGCUCUUCACUGGUUAGGACAUAGCCAAGCACAAGACAAUUCUUUGGUUGUAGUUUCUUUAAAUAUUAGUGAAGAGAGAUUUGAAGAUAUGCAACUGCCAAAACAACCCAGUGAUAAAAAUACUGAGUUUAUAAGCGUUGGGGUGUUGGAAGGACGCCUUUGUGUCAUUGUUAAUGUUGAUGACAUUCGUUUUGAAAUAUGGAGGAUGCAGGACUAUGGUGUUCGAGAAUCUUGGAAUAUAUGUCAUGUUAUUACCAACGAAAGAGUUAUGAAUGACUAUUAUCUAAUGUUGGUUUGGUUCAGGAAUGGCGAGAUUCUAUUUAAGAUUCCUAGUGAUCUAGUUUUUUAUGACCCAAAGAAUGGAACAGCUAGAAAAGCAAAUAUUCAUAGUUCAAUGAUUUUGGUGUCACAAGAGAUUUAUUUUGAAAGCUUAGUUUCUGUAAACUCUGGUACUUAUGUGGAGCCAAGGGGCAAUAGAGGAAUGAUUGAAACAUGAAGAAGAGGCCUGUACGGAGAAGCAGGAUUAUGUUAUUAGUCCUUUUUUUUGUGUAAGUGAGGUAAUACAGAAAUGUAAAAUAUAGAGGGGAAGUUGUUUAUGCUUCACGAUUAGUUGCUGAACUCAGAGCUACUGAAGCUCUGUUAUUUGAAUAGACUACUAGUUUCUCUUUCAGUAUUUGGUCUUAAAGGUCUUGCUGAGGUUAGCAUUUUUGCCUUGUUAGUUUAUACUUUUGAGUAUCUUACUUUGUUGAUGUGUUUUGUGUUUGUAAAAUGUGGAAAUUAGCAUAUAUUGAAUCUGGAUGUAA